Erythranthe guttata (spotted monkey flower) is the source of this 3449-nucleotide messenger RNA. The record is from RefSeq and is a predicted model, not a curated record. Lineage: Eukaryota; Viridiplantae; Streptophyta; Magnoliopsida; Lamiales; Phrymaceae.
UUACAUCUUUUUAUAAGAAGCAUUAUAAAUCAAAUCAUAUUCACAUCCACGUAUUCCAAUCCGCCUCCCCCAAUUUUUAUUUAUAAUAUAAACUUAUUAAACCGAAAAUCUCCAUGCAGAUAAUUGGAUUAAUUAUUUGAAACAUAUUUCUAAUAAUAAUAAAAAAAAUAAAAAAAUAAAAAAAAUAUGAGAAAUUCCACCACCACCAUAGUUCUUUUGUGCUUCUUCUUGAUUUUCUGCACACUCUCUUCUUGCUCAGCAGCUACACUACUUCCCAAGAAGCAGCAGCUCCACCCAGAUGAAGUGAGGGCAUUGAAGGAAAUAGGGAAGAAAAUGGGGAAAAAAGACUGGGAUUUUAACAAAGAUCCAUGCAGUGGUGAAGGGAAUUGGAGUUUGCCAAUUACAAGAAAGGGUUUUGAGAGCUCCGUUACUUGUGAUUGCUCCUUUGAUCUCAAUUCCACUUGCCAUAUUGUUACUAUAGCUUUGAAAGCACAGAAUUUAACGGGAGUCGUUCCACCCGAAUUUGCCAAACUCCGCCAUCUUCAACAUUUGGAUCUUAGUCGAAACUACCUUAAUGGUUCAAUACCUCUUCAAUGGGCUAAAAUGAGCUUGCUUGACGUGUCUCUUAUGGGAAAUAGAUUAUCGGGUCCGUUUCCGAAAGUUAUUACCAGAAUUACCACACUUGUGAACCUGAGCCUCGAGGGAAACCAAUUUUCGGGACCAAUCCCUUCAGAUAUCGGGUUCUUGGUCAACGUACAAAAACUUGUUUUGUCGUCAAAUGCAUUCACCGGAGAUUUACCGGUUGCGUUUUCCAAUUUGACCGCGUUAACUGAUUUGAGGAUAAGCGACAAUAACUUUACAGGAAAGAUUCCAGAUUUCAUUAGCAGCUGGAAACAAAUCGAAAAACUGCACAUGCAAGGUUGUUCUCUUAAGGGUCCGAUCCCUUCUUCGAUAUCUUCUCUGACAAGCUUAACUGACUUGAGGAUCAGCGAUUUAACUGACGGAGGAUCGACUUUUCCACCACUAAGUGAUAUGAAGUCAAUUAAAGUGCUGAUACUGAGGAGUUGCUUAAUAGAAGGAGGCAUGCCCGAAUAUAUCGGAAACAUGAAGAAAUUGAAGAAUCUGGACCUUAGCUUUAAUAAUUUGACUGGAGUGAUUCCUGAUUCGUUUGUCCAUCUUGCAAAAGUCGAUUUUUUGUAUCUGACGAGAAAUAAACUUACCGGACAAAUUCCAGGGUGGCUUUUAGAACGAAACAAGAAUGCAGAUAUCUCUUAUAACAAUUUCACGUCAGAAAGCUCAUCGGCAAACGAAUGCACAAUCGGGAGUGUGAACUUGGUGGAGAGCUACUCAUCGGCAGCUAAUAAACCAGGUAAAGAAGUCCACGGAUGCAUGAAGCAAGACUAUCCAUGUCAAAAUCCGAAAGAUAACCAGCAUUACUCGUUGCACAUAAACUGUGGAGGAAAGUCAGUAAACACGACAAAUAGUACAACAAAAUACGAAGCUGAUUUAGAAGCGAGAGGCGCUUCGAUGUACUACCAGGGGCAAAACUGGGCAUUUAGCAGCACCGGCAAUUUCUUGGACAACGACCUCGAUUCCGACAACUACAUCGAGACAACAAACAUUUCCGCACUGUACAAUGUCACUGCACCAGAAUCCGAACUGUACAGAACCGCCCGCGUUUCUCCACUCUCCCUCACUUAUUACGGACUCUGUCUCCUCAACGGCAACUACUCCGUCAAACUCCAUUUCGCGGAGAUUGUUUUUUCGAACGAUCGUACGUUCAACAGCCUUGGCAGGCGUAUAUUCGACGUCUACUUGCAGGGAAAGUUGGUUUUGAAGGAUUUCAACAUUGCUGAGGUGGCGGGUGGGCCCGGUAAGCCGAUUGUGAAGAGCUUCAACGUGACGGUAACAAGCCAUACAUUGAAGAUACAUCUUUACUGGGCAGGAAAAGGGACAACCGGCAUUCCACUUCGAGGAACUUACGGCCCUCUUAUAUCAGCGAUAUCGGUUGAUCCUAAUUUUAAACCACCGGUUCCGGUUCAUCACAAAAAGAUUAGUACAGUAAUGAUGGCUGGGACGAUAGCAGGAGCCGUUUGUUUCGUCACUCUGAUUCUCGGUAUCUUGCGUAAGAAAGGCUGUCUUGGUGGCAAAUCUUCCACCGAUAAAGAGCUUCGAGGCCUCGAUCUACAAACGGGUCUGUUCACAUUAAAACAGAUCAAAUCUGCAACGAAGAACUUCGAUCCAGCAAACAAGAUUGGCGAGGGUGGUUUUGGUACCGUUUAUAAGGGUGUCUUAUCAGAUGGAACCGUAAUAGCAGUGAAGCAGCUUUCGGCAAAGUCUAAACAAGGAACGAGGGAAUUUGUUAAUGAAAUAGGAAUGAUAUCGGCACUACAACACCCGAAUUUAGUAAAGCUUUAUGGAUGUUGUGUCGAAGGAAAUCACUUAAUGCUAAUCUACGAGUACAUGGAAAACAAUUGUAUAUCUCGCGCUCUUUUCGGAAAAGACGCGUCACAAAAAGUGAAGUUGAACUGGCCCACGAGGAAGAACAUUUGCCUCGGCAUUGCAAAAGGUUUAGCUUACCUCCACGAAGAGUCGAGGCUUAAAAUAGUCCAUCGAGAUAUUAAGACGAGUAAUAUUUUGCUGGACAAAGAUUUGAAAGCUAAAAUAGCCGAUUUUGGACUCGCGAAGCUUCACGAGGAUGGUAAAACCCACAUUAGUACUCGGAUUGCUGGUACUAUAGGUUAUAUGGCACCAGAAUAUGCGAUGCGCGGUUACCUAACUAGCAAAGCAGACGUAUACAGCUUCGGCGUGGUCGCACUCGAAAUAGUCAGUGGUAAAAGCAACACAAACUAUAGGCCAAUCGAAGACUUCGUCUACCUUCUUGAUCAGGCUUAUGUACUUCAAGAAAGGGGUAGUGUACUGGAGUUAGUGGACCCGGAUAUGGGGUCCGCAUACUCAUCAGACGAGGCGAUGGUUGUACUAAACGUUGCCCUAUUGUGCACAAAUGCGGCCCCCACACUAAGGCCGACGAUGAGUCAGGUUGUGAGCAUGCUCGAAGGAAAAACGGCAGUUCAAGACUUGCUUUCCGAUCCUGGAUUUUCGGCUGCCGAUUCUAAGUACAAGGCUAUAAGGAACCACUUUUGGCAGAAUCCUAGUGCAAGUCAUAGCGUGUCGACUAAUGGUACAUACUCGUAUUCGUCGCUUUCUAAUGCUGAUAGGGACGAAAACGAGAUAAUAGCUCAAAGAACUGAUCAAAACGCGUCUAUUCAGUGAAAAACGAUAAGUAUUAUUUUUAUCAUUAUUAAUUUGUUAACCAAGAAAAAUGUACAUAUAGUCUUCUUAGAACAAAGUUUGUGCAUCAUGGCAUAUGAGGAGUGUACUCAAACAUUUGCAGGGGUCUCAAAUUAGCAGGACAAAUAAUACUAAUAUUUAUUUUAGAUGGGUUUAAA